Molecule: messenger RNA, 2343 nt
Organism: Ichthyophthirius multifiliis
Lineage: Eukaryota; Ciliophora; Oligohymenophorea; Hymenostomatida
Exons: 6
Source: RefSeq, a predicted model, not a curated record
GGUGAUUCUCCUGCAAAUCUAUCAUAAUUAUCGGACACAAACGAGAAUGGGGAAUAUUAUUAAAAAAGCUAAUCUUAAAAGAGGAAUUAUUCUCUUAAAAAUACACAAAAAUCCAUGUAAUUUUUCGAAACAGUAAAGCGAUAAAAAAAAAAUGCAUUUUUCUAACAAUAAUAAUCAUCAGAAGCAAAAGCAGUUGCGUAAUAAGAUUAUAAUCUAUAAUAAUAAUCGAUAUAUACCAUUCGUAGUUAAUAAUUAAUGAAUGAAGUGCUUCAAAAUGGUUAUUUUGAAAAACCUGUUAAUCAUAAGAAUUUAUUUUCAGAUGAAGAAAUGGCUCUUUUUGAAAAAUAACAUAGUAAAAAGUACGACUCAGUUAUCCAAAGGGAAUAAAAAAUGCAUGCAGAACGUCUUUAUAAUGAUUCAAAACAUUUAAAGGAAAAAAAAGAAUAUUUGAGGGAAAUCUAUAAUUAAGAUUAGUAAAAAAAAUGCCCUUUUUUUCCUUAACUAAUAAGCUCAGGAUAUAUAAAAAUCCGAGAAGAAAAUUUUUAUGAACACUAAAAAAAAAGACAACUUUUCCAUGAGAAAAAUAUAGAAAAUCUAAAAAAAGAAAGAGUAGAAGAAGCUGAAUAACAAAUGUAAAAUAAGCCAAAUUUAAACCAAAAAUCAUAAAAAUUAGCUUCUUAAAUCCUUGAAAAGAAAGGACUUCCUACAAACGUAGUAAAAAGACUUUAUUAAGAAAAAGAAGUUAAACCUUGUGAAUAUAAACCUGAAAACUAUUUAUUUAGACCUUAAAUUUCUGAACAUAAUUUCUCCACUUAAAGACCUGAGAAAAUUUAAGAAUUUCUUUAUCAAGAUGCCUAAAGAAGAGCAAAAGAAAAAAAUAAAAAAACAGAAGAAAAUUAAGAGCUUCCUGAAAAAGGGGCUGGAAGUCAAUAAAAUGUUCAAGAUAAAUAUCAUGAUUUAAUAAUGUCAAAAUUUGAUAAAUAAUUCAAAAAAGCAGUAUAAUCACUUGCUUUAUCUACAAAUCCAAACCGAACAGUAAUUCCAGACACAUUAACUUAUUUAGAAAUGGUAGCUUUAAUGCAAAAUAUGUGCUUUCUUGAAAAAAAUGAGCAGAAUAAUUAAUAGCAAUUAACAAUUUAAGUUUAAAAGGUAUGGAAUUAAUUAUCUUAAUAAAAGAAGAAUAUCAUUCUAGUAAGAAAUUUAGAAGUUUUUUUAUUUGCAGUCUAGAAAAUAAAUUGUAAAGAAGAUUUUUUACCUUUUUUAACAUCAGAAUAAGUAAGAUUUAUGCAUAAUUUAAAAGUUGAUUUUUAAGAAAUAUAUUAUUCUUCAUAAAAUCCAAUUGGAUAAUUUGAUGAAAAUGAUAAUUUGUACUAUAGUGAUGAAUAAGUAUAAUAAAUACAUAAGCUAUUUAAAAAUUUAUAUGAUAAUAGACUAGUUUAUUUGAAUAGUAAUUAAAGAACUUAUAAGCAUUAACCUUAAUAAUAUACAUUUAAUCCUGAAAUUUCAGAUGUUUCAAGAGGCUUGGCAGAAGAGAAGAAAUAAAAAAUUAUUGAAUAAAUGAAAUAAGUUAAUAAUUUAAAUGAUUUUGAUAUAAAUUAAAAACUUAUUUAUUAAAAAUAACUCACAAAUAAUGAAAUAGCAUAAAAAAAAAAUAUUUUAAAUUAAUUAGAACUCUCUUAAUGUACUUUUCAUCCUACUAUUAAAGACUUCACUAAUGUACAAAAUCUUUACUAAUCUGGUGAUAAAAAAUUAAGUACUACUAUUAAAUCUUUAGGAGCUCAUAGAACAAUAGAAUUAUUCUCAUUAUCAAAACCAAGAAAUUAAAGAAGGGAUAGAAACAAAGAUGAUGUUGAAUAUGAAAAGGAAUGUGAUGAAUGUACUUUUUCUCCAGACAUAAAAAGAUUUUAAAAAAAUAAUUAUUCUUCUUAUUCUUAGUGGGACUUAGAAAAACUUAUGUUAAUCUUUAAAAAAGAAGGUAAUAAUUAAUCUUUAGAUACAGAUGAAAGGGUACCUUUGCUGUUUGUAGAUGUUAAUAUUGAAGAUGGUAAAACUGCUAGAAUAGUUGUCUAUGAAGGAGAGAAGUCAGAAGAUUUAGCUAAUAAAUUUGCUAAAGAACAUAAUCUUGAUCCUCAAAUGAUAGGAAGGUUAAAAGAUUUAUUAGAUUAAUAAAUAAAUAGUCUUUUAACGAAAAUAGAUGAAGAAUAAGGAAGUGAAAAAGAUGAUGAUGAUUAUGAUGAGAUGGGAAAUAGAAUUCAUAGAAGAUAAAAUUAAAAUAAUAGAAUGAAUGAUUUAUAUUUAGGAAUAACAUAUGAGGGCUUUAGCUAUGAAGCAUAUAAAUUGUGA